Messenger RNA from Drosophila bipectinata, 533 nucleotides. It is a transcript of the gene Atg12, whose product is annotated as Autophagy-related 12. NCBI's taxonomy places the organism in Eukaryota, Metazoa, Arthropoda, Insecta, Diptera, Drosophilidae. Gene Ontology annotation, biological process: C-terminal protein lipidation; autophagosome assembly; nucleophagy. Gene Ontology annotation, cellular component: Atg12-Atg5-Atg16 complex; cytoplasm; phagophore assembly site membrane. The record is from RefSeq and is a predicted model, not a curated record.
UUACGUUGCAGUUGUACCAUCGUUUAUAUUCUUUAUUUACAAAUUGGCAAUUUUCAGAACCAUUGUCUGAACUUAAAGCAUUUUAAAUACAUUCCCAAGUCAUGGCAGACACCCCGGAACCUCAGGCAGCCCUGACAACAUCCACGCCCGACAAGGACAAGGAUAAGAUUUGUGUCCUGUUGAACGCCACCGGCAAUGUACCGAUCAUCAAGAAGCGCACCUGGACCGUGGACCCCAACAAGACUGUUAGCUGGAUCCAAAAGUUUAUCCACAAGUACCUCAAACUGGACGCCAACGAGCAGAUUUUUCUGUACGUUAACCAGACUUUCGCCCCCGCUCCGGAUCAGAUAAUCAAGAACCUGUACGAGUGCCAUGGCACCAAUGGGAAACUGGUGCUCUACUACUGCAAGAAUCAGGCGUGGGGCUAAAUCGAUACGCACUCUUGACUUGGCUAAAACUUAAGUAUUUAUUCGACUACUGUGUAAAUUGUAUAUUAGUUAAGGUGAAUAAUCAGCUGAUGUUGCGAAUUCAAA